Molecule: messenger RNA, 3236 nt
Organism: Hyla sarda
Lineage: Eukaryota; Metazoa; Chordata; Amphibia; Anura; Hylidae
Gene: EXD3
Product: exonuclease 3'-5' domain containing 3
Exons: 24
Coding region: 452-3028 (858 amino acids)
Biological process (GO): nucleobase-containing compound metabolic process
Molecular function (GO): 3'-5' exonuclease activity; nucleic acid binding
Source: RefSeq, a predicted model, not a curated record
UUUUCAGCUGAUUUUCAGACGGAUACAUUUGUACGGAUCUUUAAAAUAAAUGUUUGGGCUGUCAUCCGGUUACUAUGGAAACAAGGCCAGCUGGAGGAGAAAGUCACUUCCGCCCGCGUCCCUCACUAAAAACUGUCCGGGCUGCGCUGAGGAAGCGUGAGAAAGGUUCCGGGUGACGAGGAGGUGUGCGACGACUACAGGGGAAGAAGGCGUAGAGUGUCAUCUAGGCUGCAGUGACUGUAAAGAUUCGGUGUUGGAGAUCCAGGUGAAUAUGGUAAAGAAACCGGUUAGUGGAGGCGCUGCACAACUGUAAUCAUGAAGAGAAGACUUGAGCAGCACAGGACAAUAAAACUUUUAUUGAUUUAAAACUUUUCCUGUAUACCUGGAAGCCACAGAAAUUGCCUGAUCGAGAGAACGUGCAAGAGUAAGGUUAAUCUUGGAGUCCUUGGAUAUGGAGUAUGUGGGGAGCAGCAGAGCCGAACAAGAUCUCUCCCUUAUUAUAUCUGCGGUGAACAUUGCCUGGGCACAAAAAAAUGUGGAGCAGGUUCGGGAAAACUUGAGACAGUUCAUAAUGACAGCGGACAACCCGAUGACUUCUCUCCUGGACUUGCUGGAUCACUAUAACGGCACUAAAGGAAAAGGGAACAAUCUGGCGAAUUUAAUCGUUUGUGAAUUUCAGACAUGGAUAAAUGACCAUCCAGAAUGUCAGCAGGUGGGUUUGAGACUGAAGAAGCUGCAAGCACGUGCUUUCUCUUUGGUCAGCGAAGGGAAUCUCAUGGAUAUCCUCGUCUCCAUCUACAAACUGGAGGAUGCGGACCGAUCCUUUCAACUGGGCCACGUCACCCAUCUUCACCAAAUGGGAAAAUACAAAGAGGCGACCAUCCUCAGUAUAAAGCUCAAUCUACAGUCUGAUCUGGACCUGGAGCAAAUGUGCACUCCCUUGCUAUUGCUGGACAGAUUUAAUCUGGUGGAGUCCUAUGUGUCCGGCUGCCCCGAUCUGCAGAGCCAGCUGCUCCAGAUGUUGGAUCGAUGGAGCGAUUCCAGCUUCAACCCCAGGAAAAUCAGCAAAGAAUACCGGGGUCUUCCUCCUAUUAAACCUGACAAACUGAAUUUGAAGACUCUUAGUAAGUUGGCAUUUCGGCUGCUGGAAACCUACAACUUGGAUCCGGCUCUCUGUUCUAAUAUGAUAAACCAGCGUCACCUGGGCACCCUGAAAUAUCUGAUGUACAAGAGGUUUGUUGAGAAAACAAUGACUCAUGAGAACUGGGCUGACCAUGUGCAGAACACGGUUGAGCAGAAUCGCUGGUUGCAGGAGCAGUGCAUCGCUCUGCUGUGUCGGUAUAGUGACCUGCAAACAGCCGGGUACUGGGCUCUUAAAUUCGAGAUGCCCAAAGAAACUCUCCCUCGAAACGUGGCCGAUAUUCUCCAGGACCUUUCUAUACAGGAGAGGCUGUUGGAGAGCGACAAUAACACUGAAGACUCCCAAGCGAGAAGAAACCACUUUUACCAACUUCCUAUUCCCAGGAGCAAAGUUCAUUUCCUGCAGAAUCGCACAGAACUGUCCGGCUGCAGAGACACGGUCCUGAAGGACGGACAGAUCGUGGGGGUGGACAUGGAGUGGAGACCAUCAUUUGGUGGACUGGGGAAGCCGAAUGUGUCCCUUAUCCAGUUGGCAUUGAAGGAUGAAGUCUUCCUGUUGGAUGUUUUGCAUUCAAGUUUGCUCCAAGACGGCGAUUCAGAAGGGAACUCCGAACUGGUCUCAUUCAUCAAGGAUCUGUUCUCCUCCAACAAGGUUAAGAAACUGGGUUAUGGGAUGGUUGGGGACUUUCAAAGCCUGGAAGCGACUGAAGCCAGAUUUCGAGGACUUGAGCUGCACAAUACGGUCGACCUCUGCGAGGUGCAUAAGCAAAUUCAGCGUAACCACAGUCGGCCGCGGGCGUCCGGUGGGCCGGUGGAUGUCCUAGAGGAUGCAGCAGGUGACUCCGUCCGGCAGCCAGAGAAGGGGCUGAGUUUGCUUGUAAAGGACGUCUUGGGAAAACCCCUGGAUAAGAAGGAGCAGUUGUCAAAUUGGGAUAAGCGUCCUCUACGAGAAAAUCAGAUCAUCUACGCAGCUGCCGAUGCCUAUUGCCUACUGGACGUCUUUGAGACCCUGUGCCAUAACCCGGACAAGUUUGGUCUGAAAACAAAUUUCUUUGAACUUCCCAAAGGCAAAGCUUCAACGAAUAAAGAUGCAAGAAGAUCUCCACGCCAAAAGGAUUCCCUGAACAAUAGGUUGAAAACUCCACCACCCAAAACGUUACCCCCAAAAAGCUCUUUGCAGACCAAACCUCUGUCUCCCCGGGAGUUCAGUGUCAUCUGUGACAAUAUGCUGCAGGGGCUGGGGCGUUACCUGCGUUGCUUGGGUGUCGAUGUCUUGAUGCUGGAGAACGAUGAUGACCACAGGAAAGCAGCAGAGAUUGCCAGGCGAGAUGGGAGGGUGAUUCUUACCUGCGGCUUGCCCUACCAGACUCUCCGUUCUCAAAUUGGAGAAGGAAGAUGUUUUUCUGUGAACUGUUCAGAAAAGGCUAGAGAGCAGGCGGUGAAGGUGCUGAAGCAUUUCAAUGUCACUGUUACUCUCAAGGACGUCUUCAGUCGUUGUCAGGUGUGUAAUUGUAACAAGUACCUGCACAUUUCCCAGGAGAGGAUGAAGCAGCUCAUGAAACUGGGAGAGCACCUGAAGAAGAUCAGAGAGAAGCAAGAUUCCCCACACGCCAGCGAGCCGGAGGGGUUCCCCCAUCACGAAAAUCUGCAAUGGAUGGAAGAAUUGGGCAUCUCCCCAGAAUCUCUGCGCUUGGCCAGCGGUGCCCACCUUCAGCUGGACGCGGUGCCCGCAGGACUGGUAGACAAGGUGCCCCUGUACUUCUGCUGCAGUCAGUGUGGCAAAGUCUUCUGGGAAGGGUCGCACUUUGGACGGGUGGUCUCCCAAUUCCAGGAAGUUCUACAGGACAAUGGGGAAUGUAUUUACCAAUCUGCCAACCCAGGGCUCUGAAGAGGGCAACUGGGAGGACUGGGAAUGGUAUUCGGCGGCUUUAUCUUCACCCAGGAGGGCACGGUUCAGAUACGCCAGGGGUUAAUGGUUAUAGCAGUGAAUAUUCAUAGGAUGAUGGGGGUGUUAGUUGCGGAAGUUGUAAGACCCUAUAUAAAGUGGAGGCAGCAGGGAGGGGCUCAGAUCCCUCCUGCAACACAAAAAUAUUUUA